GAGGACCGCUGUCACUCAGCCCCGCGGGCCAAUAGGAGAGGGGCUGGCCCCGCCUCCUACACGGGCUGCGCCGCGCGCAUGCGUCCUGGCCGUCCCCGCGCCUCCGCCCGUAGCCGAGAAUUGCUGCGGGGCGCUUUGGGGCCCGCGGGUGACCACGGCCGGAGGAGGAAGAGGACGCCUGGGAGGUCCCGGUAACUCCUUAGAAAGCUGCACAGCCCACCAACAUCUGAUAAAAUCAGGGAAUAAGCACAGCAGUCAUGUCGUACACUCCAGGAAUUGGUGGUGACCCCGCCCAGCUGGCCCAGCGAAUCUCUGCCAACAUCCAGAAGAUCACACAGCGUUCUGUGGAAAUACAGAGAACUCUGAAUCAACUUGGAACACCUGAAGAUUCACCUGAAUUGAGGCAACAGCUGCAACAGAAGCAGCAGUAUACUAACCAACUUGCCAAAGAAACAGAUAAGUACAUUAAAGAGUUUGGAUCUCUGCCUACCACCCCCAGUGAACAGCGUCAAAGGAAAAUACAAAAGGAUCGCUUAGUGGCUGAGUUUACAACAUCACUGACAAACUUCCAGAAGGUCCAGAGACAGGCAGCUGAGCGAGAGAAAGAGUUUGUUGCUCGAGUAAGAGCCAGUUCCAGAGUAUCUGGUGGUUUUCCUGAGGACAGUUCAAAAGAAAGGAAUCUUGUAUCUUGGGAAAGCCAAACUCAACCGCAAGUACAGGUGCAGGAUGAAGAAAUUACAGAAGAUGAUCUCCGCCUUAUUCAUGAGAGAGAGUCUUCUAUCAGGCAACUUGAAGCUGAUAUUAUGGAUAUUAAUGAAAUAUUUAAAGAUCUGGGAAUGAUGAUUCAUGAACAAGGAGAUGUAAUAGAUAGCAUAGAGGCCAAUGUAGAAAAUGCAGAAGUACACGUUCAACAAGCAAAUCAACAACUGUCGAGGGCAGCAGAUUAUCAGCGCAAGUCCAGAAAAACCCUCUGCAUCAUCAUUUUUAUCCUUGUCAUUGGAGUUGUGUUUAUCGGUCUCCUCAUAUGGGGUUUGAAGAGUUAAAACUAUAAAGAAGCACACUAUUGCACUACAUUAUCUAAAUUAUGUAGGAAGAUUCCUGUCAUGGUUGUUUUUAAUUAUUAUUUUGAAGCUAUUGUGUAAAGGAUGGUUCCCAUACUUUGUUAUUUUUAUGGGGGGGGGAUUCCUUUGGAUUAAAUCUGAUAUUUUCUAAUACUGAAAGUUUUUCUAAAACGUUACUGACGUAGCUCUACCAUGCUGUUCAAUUUAAUAACUGUUAAGUUUUUGCCCACAUUGUAUAUUUCUUUCCUUUAUAAUUUAUUUACCUUGCUUGAUUUAGUUUUUGAAAUUAAUAAAUUUAAAGGUGUGUGUGUUUAUUGUGCAUCACUCUGUCACCAUGUAACAUGCACCCAGAUUUCUGUUAUGUCAGUUUUAAAAAUCUCAAAUUUAAUUUUGAAUUAGUCCAACAAAGAAAAUAUUCUCAAAAACUUAAAAAAAUUAGCAUAACUGUUUGUGGAUUGUUGGGUUUUUUUGGUCUAGUACACAACAGCACAAAUAAUUGAUUUCACUUUUAUUGUUGGUUUUCUUUUAAGACCCUUUUUAACGCUGAAUGAAAUCAGUGAAUAAUUUUGUAGUAUAUUUCAUAUUCCUGAUGUGUAUAUAUUAAACCUUUGCUGUAGAUUACCUAGUAAAAAUACUAAGGAUAGAUUGUUUUUACAUAUGAUCUAUUUAAGUCUGAUGUUUACCAGGGAAAGUGUAGUUACUAUAAAUGUUUAAUGUAAUUUGGAGGAAGAAUAUGAAAAAUCAGUACCAAUACCUUUUGUGUUUGAAUUCAAAAGAAUCCCAACUUGUUAUUCCACUAAAACAUCUUAAAAAUACUGUCCGGUUUUGUGGGCCAUUAUUUUCCUUCACUUAUGUCCUUUAGGCUAAUGGUUAUAUAAGUUUCUUUGGGUCAAAAUUUCUUUAAGGAGUAACUUUCCCACAAUUACUGUUUUUGAGUACCUGACACUUAAAAUUUAGUGUUCACCUUGUGUGCCAUUUUGUAUCAUCAUUAGAAAAGCAAUUAGAUGUUGGCCAAUUAACUCACUUGCCUUGUUUUAAUGCACUAACCUGAAUACUAUAAAGAGGAUUAUCUUAGUUUAUAGUUUGUAUUUUAUAUUGUUCUUAUAUAGCAGUUUGGCAGUGAAAGCAAUGUUUAACUUGGCAAGCUCUGAGACCUCAAAUGGGAACAAAUAAAAUAGUAACUAAGUAAACUGCAUCUUUAUGACCAGAAUAAAAAAGACUUAAAAGGUAUCUGGAUAGGCCUUUCAUGAGAACUGUGCUUCCAUGGGACCAACGCUUACCUCACUUGGUGCUGUGCUGCCUGAAAUUUCAACACCAGAAAUGGCAUCACGUGCUCUGUGGCCAUUCUGCAUCUUUCUGGAGCACUGGUUUAAUCAAAAAUUUUAUUUUGGAGAGUCACUAAUUUUGCUUGUUUUUUCACUAAUAGGUAAAAGUUGCUUUGUGUGUCAACAAAACUUCAUUUUUUCCACAAGCGUGACUAUAGAAAACUUUUUUUGUGAGUGGUUGCAACUUAGAGACUUUGUUCUGAUCUGGGAGAUGCAGAGAGGAGAAUGGACAAAAACUACCCGUUCUGAGGUCACUGCCAGCCCCUGGCCUGUUUAGACAUGGUCUUUGCAAGUACACAGAGGUACAUGCUUUUUCAUGUGAUAAGCUGUAUCUUAUGGCUAUAUGGAUGAAAGUCUCGAUGGCUUUCACAAAUCAGUUCAGUCUUUUGUCACAGCUGUACUUGAUAAAAUGUUUAUUCUCAUACAGGCCGAGUGCAUUUAUUUCUAUUCAUUUCACAGUGAGUUCCUAGUAACAAAAGUACUUAAAUUUUUUUAUUGUGAUUUUAAUACCUUUAUUGAAAGUGUAGUCCUUUAAAUUAUUGUAACUGGGUCACUUAUCAGUUACUUAAAACAGGAACUUUAGUGGCUUGCAUUCUUUUAAGAAACAUACUAAUUAUGAGGGGAAGAUGUACACAAAAUAUUUGGAACACAAAGAGAAUAGUCUUGAUUAGAAAAAAAAAUGAAAAACAUAGAACAGUAGCCAAAUAUUCUUAAAAAUCUUGAAAUUUUUCUCUAGGUCAGUUUUAGAAUUGCUAUGAAAGAUGAAGGUUGUACUAUGGAAAAUAUAAUUAAAGUUGUUUUUGUGACUGA
Carlito syrichta (Philippine tarsier) is the source of this 3196-nucleotide messenger RNA. RefSeq names its product syntaxin 7 (gene STX7). Gene Ontology annotation, molecular function: SNARE binding; SNAP receptor activity. NCBI's taxonomy places the organism in Eukaryota, Metazoa, Chordata, Mammalia, Primates, Tarsiidae. Gene Ontology annotation, cellular component: SNARE complex; endomembrane system; synaptic vesicle. Bases 258 to 1043 code for a protein of 261 amino acids. Gene Ontology annotation, biological process: vesicle fusion; vesicle-mediated transport; intracellular protein transport. The transcript has 10 exons. The record is from RefSeq and is a predicted model, not a curated record.